UCCCCUGCAAGUUCUUCCAUACUUACGAGAAGUGCUACCAAGGAGACCAGUGCAGGUUUUCCCAUGAACCCCUGACUGAGCUCACCAAACAGCUACUGGAGGCAGUCAGUAACUGUCUACCCUGAGAGACACUCCUGCUCUUACAGACUGACAUAUUGGUGCUCCCUGUUACCAUUAUCUACUAACUAGGGCUUAUGUCUCCUAUGCAGGCAUUGAAGAGGGACAAGGACAUUGAGGAACUGGCUAAAAACGACAAGCCAAUCAGCAUGGAGGAGCCAGUGGCCACAAAGGAGUCGGUGACAGCUGAGGAGACAAAGCCUGGCAUUGACAUAUUCCUGAAUCCCCUAAGGCCAAACUUUUACAACAGCUCAUGCCCCUCUGAGCCACAUGCUGAGGAAAGUACCACCGUGUAUCAGAAUGAAGUGUCAGCUGAGGUCGUGGAGAAGGAAAUUGCCACUCCUACAGCGUCUGUUUGGUCUGCUGAUCCUCCCCCAAACUCUGGCUUUAAGGAACCGGUUUUUUAUUCAGUUGAGGCUGUGCUUGGGUCCCAUAGGCCCCUGGAUAAACCCUUCCGUAGCUUCUUUGCAGCCUCUAUCAGCCAGACCUCACAGACCCAACCAGAUCCCCCCCACAACUACAUUAGUUCCUCCAGACUCCCUUGUGAUCCACUCUUAAACUCUACAUGCAGCAAGAUAAAUGUUCCUUAUUCAGUCGAAGCUGUGCUUGGAUUCCAGAAGCCUGAAGAAAAACCCUUCACACUCCCCACACAGAUCCAAUCAGAUCCCCCCAGCACUACAUUCGUUUCUCCAGACCCAAUUAGUUUGUCUGAUCCUUGUCUGAAUAAGAGGCAGGCUUCUUAUUCAGUUGAGGCUUUCUCUACGGCCUAGAAGCCAGUGAAAAACCCCUUUUGCAGUCUCUUUGCAGGGACGAUCAGCCAGACCUCCACUACACCUCUCAUACAGAACUCUGCUAAUUCGCCCUUCAACACCCCAGGAUGUAAGGGACUAGCUUCUUAUUCAGUUAAGGCUGUUCUAAAGUCCCACAAGCCUGUGGAUAACCCCGUCCGCAGCCUCGUUGCAGGCCCCAUCACCCAGUUCUCUCGCCACCCUGAUAUACAGACCCAACACCCAACUAGAUCGUCCUAGCACUACAUUAAAUCCUCCAGACUCCAUUCAGCCCCUUGAUCCUCCUUCAGUCUAUAAGAGGCCGGCUUACUAUUCAGCUAAAGCUGUGCUUGGAUCUCCUAAACCUUUGAAACCAUCCUUCAGCAGCCUCUUUGCAGGCCCCAUCAGUCAGACAUCUCCCCAACCUCUCACACAGACCCAACCAGAUUCCCCUAGCGCUACAUUUGGUCCUUCAGAUUCUGCACCUCCUGCAGGCUGUAAAAGGCCGGCUUCGUAUUAUGUUACGGCUUGAGCCCGAGAAGCCUGUGGAAAACCUUUUUGCAGGAAUCAUCAGCCAGACCACUCUCGACCCUCCCUCACACUCCCAAAACUCCCCAGGUUGUAAGGAACCAGCUUCCAACAAGCCCAUGGAAAAACCCUUAGCCUCUUUGCAGGCCCCAUCAGCCAGACAACCCUCCCUGACCCUCCCAGACAGAUGCAACCAAAUCCCCCCAGAACUCCAAUUGGUCCCCCAGACCCCAUUCGGUCUUCUGAGCCUCUCUCAGUCUGCAAGAGACGGACAUUCUCAGUUGAGGCUGUCAGUGAGUCCCAGAAGUCCAUGGAAAAACCAUUCCGUAGCCUCUUUGCCGGCCCCCUCACACAGACCUCCACUUCCGGCCAUCCAACACAGACCCAACCAGAUCCCCCUAGAAAUUUCACUGGUUGUAAUAGACAAGCUUCUGAUUCAGUUUAGGCUAUGCUUGAGACUCAGAAGCCAGUGGGAAAACCCUUUCGCAGCCUCUGAAGGCCCCAUCAGCCAGACAACCCUCCCUGACCCUCCAACACAGACCCGGCCUUCUCCCCCAAUAGUUGAGCCUAAACCGGAGGUGCCAGACCCAACACCGCUCACCGAGCCAUCCACAACCUAUUCUGUUCUGAGGACCCUCUUUCUGAGCCCAUGCCGCCAUGAGGGGGAGCAGGCAAUCAGUAACAGCUGCGAAGAUCCAGGAGGUGAUGGCCUGUGUUCCAGUGAAGACAAAAUCACCAGAGGAUCUACUUCCACAGGACAGCAGCGGCAGAGCUAGGAGGUGGUUGAGGAGCCGGAGAGUGAGCGUGAGGAGCCGGAGAGUGAGCGUGAGGAGCGUGAGCGUGAGGAGCCGGAGAGUGAGCGUGAGGAGCCGGAGAGUGAGCGUGAGGAGCGCCUAAUGGAUUCACCAACAGCUCAUCCCUCAGAACCAUUAGUGCCUUACGUGCCUGUUACGAAUCCCUUUUGGCCCGACAGUCUAGGGGGGAUGGUAGUGAGACCCGUAACAUAACUCAUGCAAAUGAUAAUUGUGAGAACGAAAUAACCAGGACAACUGAAAUCUACCAUCAAACUCGGGGUUUAUUGUAAAACACACGGUAAUGGGGGGAGCAGGAAAAGGGGCUGAGCUGGACCCAAGGAAAGAAACAAUAAGUAUUCAAACACCCCUAAGCUAGACUAGCCUACUUUAACAACAGCUAACUAACUAACCAAAAAUACAGUGGGUGGUCCGCCCAGUUCUAACUAGUGUAUUUAACAAAGUCUACCUACAGGUAGUGUAUGCCCAUGGGCGACUUGUCUUGGUUCCCCCUUUUCCCACCAGAAAACAAACACCAUAACCAAAAACAAUACUCACAGGUGAUGACAAAGUGCUAUGGAGGUUCUCAAACAAAAGAUAGCUCAAUACACAAAGAGUGAAACAGAGAGAUCUACAGACAUGGCAUUUACAGAGAGAUUGAGCUCUAGAGCAAACAACUGAUGGGGUUUUUAAACCAAGGGAAAUGAACUGUGAUUGGGUAGGAAACAGGAGGAGGUGUGUCUUCUGAUUGGGGAGUGAUGAUUUUCACCUGUGAGGGGAGAAGGAGAAUACACACACAGGAUACUUGUAUCCGUAACAGUGCCACUUGGUGACCCUUGCCAGGCUGAUAUCACCCUACCACGGUCCACCUUCACCUGGGACGUGGUGUGGUCCUUUGAAGACCUUGCCCCUCUUCCUCCCCCCUCACUCAAUCUGUCCCUCUGGCCUCCCCCUCUGAGAGAACAUCAGGUCCUGCUGUUGGACUGUCCAGCCCUGCAGGACUCAGGCCACAGCCUUCCCCACAGGACUCCAACUCUCAGGAGACUGCAGGAGAGCAUCUCAUUCCCUCUGGGAAUUCAGGUAGGAGUCGGGUCCAGGUGGAUACCCCCGGCGUUCACAACCUUCCAAUCCAAGCGAUGGUACGGAUCACUCGACGUAACACUGAUGUACAACCACAGCGACUAUCUGGACAAAUGAGGGGUAUAAGUGACAACGUGGGUGACAAAAAACACUGAAAGACCUUAAGACUUGACCCCACAUCAUCUCCCUUCAGACAGUAACUGCAUUUGGACUAUGGUUCAUAUUGUAUGCACUGUCGGUCAAUGGACUACACACCAAGACUUACACAAACACUUGGCCUUCAUAUGAAUGCUUUUGCUCUAGUGUAUUUUCCUGCUAACAGAUCAGAACAGCAAUUCAUUGCAAAAAUGAUUGUGUAAAAUGCAAGAAAACAAUUACACGCGUGUGCACACAACCCUCCUUAACUCCAUUUGAUAAAACGUGUCCCAUUGAUAUCAUUACUUGGCAACAGCUAAUGUUACUGAUGAAUUGUCAGCCUAGUCCGUCUUGGUGAGAAUUGUUUAGGGAUUUUCUUAGAUGAGGCAUGUUGAUGUUUUUUUACAGAAUAAAAUGUACAUUUGGUUAUUUAAUGUUAA
Messenger RNA from Oncorhynchus keta (chum salmon), 3858 nucleotides. RefSeq lists its product as uncharacterized. The record is from RefSeq and is a predicted model, not a curated record. The coding region runs from base 1403 to 2188 and encodes 261 amino acids. The transcript has 4 exons. NCBI's taxonomy places the organism in Eukaryota, Metazoa, Chordata, Actinopteri, Salmoniformes, Salmonidae.